AUAUUUAAUGGAAAAUGGCUGCGUUUCUAAUCCAAACCUCUGGAGCCUGGAAAUAAAAAUCCUCCCUAUCUGAAGCAUCUGGCGUUUUUUGUCAGCAUCCACACAGCCACGGUCCAAUGUGUGGGAUCCACGCGUAGCCAGCCUAGGUCCUGUGGUGGAAAAACAUUUGGGAAAAUGGAUCGCCUCACGUUUUGAGGGAUGAAAGAUCAUUUUUCUCCUUAACCCUUUCUACUCCUAGAUCUGCGAACAAUCGAGCAGAAGAUGAUGCGCCAGGUGACAAGCAGUGACUUCUGCAUGAACAGCAGGCCGUCAUGUUUAGCAGAGGAUGGCCACCACCCCGCCACCCACUUUGACCUGUGCACCUCCCAGUCAAACAAGUUCUAUCCUCCUCCACCUCCAUCAUCUCUACAGAUGACACUGGCUCCCAUGACCUUACCCACCCAGAGCCCACACAAACCCAUGGUGUGCCAGAGACAGGAAGUGCUUGGGGGCGACCCACGCUCACCUGGUAAAUUACCAGGACUUAAAAGCACUGAUCAAGGAUCGGAUGACCCAAAAAAGAAGAACAAGGCUGCUGGGAAGACGGGCAGACGCGGGAGGCCUUUGGGAACGACCAAGCUUGCCGGAUACAGAACCAGCACAGGACGACCCCUCGGCACCACCAGAGCUGCUGGGUUCAAGACAAGCCCCGGGAGGCCGCUAGGUACAACCAGAGCAGCGGGCUACAAGGUGAGCCCUGGGCGGCCUCCAGGCAGUAUCAAGGGCCUCUCCCGCCUUAACAAACUGGCUUAUGGUAGCACCUGCAGUGGAGCAGCCUUCCCCUACCCACUACCACACAAAGAGAUCCUCUGUGAACCUUCCUGCAAAGACAAGACAACCAAUGAGUAACCGUUCUUACUCAGUCUCCAGUCACCCUCAGUCAGUGGAAGAGACGCAUGUGUACAGGUUUUCUGCUGGACAUAGGAGGUGACUGUAAACUUUUACAGUCUGCUGUGAGACAAGGAGAUUUUCUGUUAUUUGUGUUGUCAUCUGUGUGCUUGCCACCUUAUAUGAUACUGUUUUAUGUUCAGUGCUACUAAUGGAGAUUUGUAGCAUACAAAAGUAUUCAAUACACAUUUCUGGAUAUGUUUUUCUUGGAAAAAAAAUAAUGUUAGAUGUUCAUUGCAGAAGGGGUUUUGUUUCAACUAUAGAUCAUGACAAGUAUCAUUGUUUUAUGUUAUAUGUAGCAUUUUAACACCACUGAAUGGUUGAUAUAGUUUUAUUUAGACACCACUAAAGUGACCAGGAAGAAUGAUAUCCACUUCUUUGCUAUCAUAGCUUUAUUACAGA
Sphaeramia orbicularis (orbiculate cardinalfish) is the source of this 1329-nucleotide messenger RNA. RefSeq names its product chromosome 14 C5orf24 homolog (gene c14h5orf24). The transcript is spliced from 2 exons. The coding region runs from base 262 to 888 and encodes 208 amino acids. The record is from RefSeq and is a predicted model, not a curated record. NCBI's taxonomy places the organism in Eukaryota, Metazoa, Chordata, Actinopteri, Kurtiformes, Apogonidae.